Messenger RNA from Osmerus eperlanus (European smelt), 3538 nucleotides. RefSeq names its product kelch-like family member 38a (gene klhl38a). The transcript is spliced from 4 exons. Gene Ontology annotation, molecular function: protein binding. The coding region runs from base 204 to 1955 and encodes 583 amino acids. Lineage: Eukaryota; Metazoa; Chordata; Actinopteri; Osmeriformes; Osmeridae. The record is from RefSeq and is a predicted model, not a curated record.
AAACGCUGAACUGCAGACCUCAUAGUACCUUUCUCUCUCCACACACUGCGCAGUCCCUCGCAUGUCAUCUCAUUAGCUUCGUGAAAGUUUAGUCUCACUGGCUUUUUGCGCAAUGUUUUGGCUUUUCGGGGUUCUCUGAGUGUUUCCUGAUUCCAGACAGACUUGUGGGAGAUUGUGGAUGUCAUCACUUCACAGUUAAGAGAAUGGCCUGCACAUCGCAUGAGGUCUUCCCGUUUAAAGACCCGGAGCUGUCGAGCCUCCUGCUCUCCCAGCUGAACGUCCUCCGUCUGGAGAGGAUCCUCACGGAUGUUCUUCUGUGCAGCGAGCACCAGGAGAUCCCCUGCCACCGAAACGUCUUGGUCUCCAGCAGUCCCUACUUCCGGGCCAUGUUCUGCAGCAACUUCCUGGAGAGCAGCCAGACCCGCGUCGACCUGAAGGGCGUUUCCCCCGACGUGCUGAGCGGCAUCGUGGAUUACAUCUACACGGGCGCCAUCACCAUCACCAUGGAGCUCGUGCUGCCGCUGAUGCAGGCGGCGUCCAUGCUGCAUUACGGACGUCUCUUCGAGGCCUGCUCGGCGUUCCUCCAGGAGCAGCUGAGCCCGGAGAACUGCCUGAGCAUGGUACGUCUGUCUGAGAUCCUUCACUGCGCCAGCCUGAAGGAGAAGGCCAAGGAGAUGGCGGUGCGGAGUUUCUCGGACGUGGCGGCUUCGGAAGACUUCUGCGAGCUAUCCCUGCCCGAGCUCAUGUGCUACCUCGAGGACGACCGACUGUGCGCCGAGGAGGAGCAGGUCUUCGAGACUCUCUUGGCCUGGAUCCACCAUGACCCGUUCUCGCGGCGAGGCGCCAUCCACGACCUCUUCAAGAAGGUGCGCCUGCGCCACAUCCACCCAACCUACCUGUUCCAGUUCAUCGCCAACGACCCUCUCGUGCAGUCCUCCACCCUUUGCACCGAGAUCAUCGACUCGGUCCGGCGCCUCAUGCUCUCCGUCAGCGCCAAGUGCGGCCGCGAGCUCAAGCCGCUGUGGACCACGCCACGCCGCUACACCUGCCGGGAGACUCUGGUGGUGGUCGGCGGGCGCAAAAACAACGAGCAGACGUCUCGCGAGGCCCUGCUCUACGACGAACGGACCCAGCGGUGGCAGUGGUUGGCCAAGCUGCCGUUGCGACUCUACAAGGCGGCAUACGUCUGCAUCCACAGCAUCCUCUACGUGGUCGGAGGGCUCAGCCUCAGCAUGGCGUCCGGAGACAGCUCCGUCAGUUCCACCGUCUACACCCUCUCCCUGAAGACCAACCAAUGGCGGACGGCCGAGCCCAUGUUGGAGCCUCGCUACGCCCACCAGAGUGUCUCCUACUUGCACUUUAUCUUCGUUCUAGGAGGCAUUGGGCCGGACAAACAGAUCUCCAACUCAGUGGAGAGGUACAACAGCAUGUUUAACCAAUGGGAGGCCAUGGCGCCCUUACCCACGGCAGUACUCCACCCGGCUGUGGCAGCUAACGACCAGAGGAUCUACGUGUUUGGAGGAGAGGACGCCAUGCAGAAUCCUGUCCGACUGAUACAGGUGUAUCACAUCUCUCGUAACUUGUGGUCCCGACUGGAGACCAGGACGGUAAAGAAUGUGUGUGCACCUGCUGCUGUCAUCGAAGACAAGAUCUACAUCAUAGGAGGGUACACUCGACGAAUGAUAGCCUAUGACACCAAAGCCAACAAGUUUGUGAAAUGUGAGAACCUGAAGGAGCGAAGAAUGCACCACAGCGCCACGGUUAUCAACAACAAGAUCUACGUGACAGGUGGACGUUUCCUCAACAGUCAAGACGUCAUUGAGGACUCUGACUGCUUUGAGUGUUACGACCCAAAGACAGAUCUUUGGACCUCGAGGGGGACACUUCCCUACAAGCUGUUCGACCACGGCUCCCUACCCUUGGUUUGUGUCUCAAAUAGGCCAAAUCCACCCUGACCCCUAACUCCUCCUAGGGGCCCCUGCCCAUUUAUAACACAACCCCACCUACAAACCCCUCAACCCUGACCCCCAUGCCAAAGUUAUUGGCCUCCCCCAAGCCAGGACGGCAAACCAUCUCAAAUUGGCGGCGUUCCGUCACGGCUCAGUGAUGUCUUUGGUGGUAUGUUAGGUUGCAAAGCUAGCAGGCAUGCUAGGCUAACUGGCAUGCUAGGGCUACAAGGCAUGGUAGGCUAGCUAGCAUCUGCAGUGUUCUAAAUCAAAGAAGACCUCAGGUGGCGAACAGAGGUGUCACACUAGCCUUGGGAGUAAACUAUGGACCCCACAAAGAACAGGCAAAGGACACCAAAGACUUACGCAACGCACAGCUGUUCAGACUCAAGCUUGAUCCAAAACUAUCCACAAGCAGAUGGCUGUAUUCCUUAGUCAACCUUACAAUUAUGGAUCAAUGCCCUGUAAUUAUUUAGAGGCCUACUGUUGUUGAAUUGUACGAUUUUUCCCUUGUUCCAAUUACCACAAACAGGCUGAGACUUUCAGCCAUGUCAAUAGCCACUUUAUAUAGAAAUUACAUUCCUCCUAAACCCUGAUAAAACGUCUAACAAUUUACUGAAAAAUGGUCAACACUUGGAUAUGUUUACCCCAAGUCCUGAGAGAAAUUUAAAAAAUGUGUUGUGUGCAAUAUUGUUCUUUUCUUGUAGGUGUCUUGACUAUUUAUUUAAAUUAAAUAACAUUACCAAUACAUUGCAAUCAGCUGAGAAAUGCAUGGUGUGCCUGUGUUUUCAUUAAGAGGUGUUUUGUAAUGGGUAGGCCUAAACAUUUAAAAGAAAAUAUAUUUUGAGACCUCUUAUAUUCUGUGGGGCUCAACUUGCAAAACAAUUACAAAACCAAAAUAAGUAACCUGUAUUGCAAACAUGCUCUUUCUUUUUGUGUUAUCAUAUCACCAACUUAGAACUCCUGUAGUGAACAUGAUACAGCUGUUUUUUCAAAGCUGUAAGGCCACUCAAUGUUCUACAGUUGCCAUAUGCUGCUAUAGGUGUACUACUUUACAUAAAGUAUGGCUUCCAUAUACAGUAUUUUAGAAAAAUACUUCAAGGUUAAGGCAGCUCAUUUGAUCUGUUAACAGUAGACUGUUCACAAUUCAAAAAUUCUUAAAAACACCCAUUUUAAAAUGGACUUCCCUUACCUUUAGGGAGAAUAAUAAAUAUAGGAAACAUGCAUCUGUGGAGAACGUUAGUAAAAUACACCUUUUACCGCCAUGUUGAGACUACAAAUAACUAUUUUACUGACAUAAUUAAUGCUACACUCUUUAACUAAUACUACACCUGUUGCACAGUCACUUGUCACUUACAACCGUUGUCACGGGAACCACAAGUUGUGUGGUGAGUAACUUCCUUCUGUUUCACAUCUCCAUUUAGCAUAUCGGUUUACGUCUACUGCAGCUAGCCAACCCGAAACGUUAUAUGUUUAUCUUUAUUUACUAAACGUGUUAAAUUGUUCAUAUUUAUUAUUCUUUGUGUUUUAUAAAAGAAUGAAGUCUUAUUUCUAUGUGGCUAUUAUUAAAGAGCAUUUUUUGCAAAAUGAAA